AUGUUUAAGUUAAGCCUUCUGCUUCUGUUAGUAGGUCUCGUUUGUAUAGCCAGUUCUAGAGAUCUCCAUGAACGUCCUAGGGUCUUGGUGAGGAGAGACAUUAGCAGAGAAGAGCUGGAGGAUGACAAAGGCAUCACUGACCAAUCGGCUUCCCAAGAAAACACCAAAGAGGAGACGACCAAGAAACCUGUAGCAAAUGAUGAUGAUGAUGAUGAUGACGACAGUGAUGAAGAUCCAUUUGAUCUUGUUCCUGUUCGUAGCAUCUUCGACAAUUUACCCAACAUUUUCGGCAUUUCCCAGCCAAAGAGUUGGUGGUCUGGACCCAAUGUUUGUGUUGACCGUGAAGAGAAAGAGGAGACCUCGGAUGACUUUGGAAGCGAUUUUAUUGCCUUUGGCUCAGCCCAGUUCUCUACAUGUCAAAACAGCCUUUCCAAAUAUACUUGUAAGACAAUAACGAAGAAGAAUGGCAACACUAAGACUGUCAUUGUCUCCUAUCAGUGCUGCCAUGGCUACAGGAGAACUAGUAGUAAUCCAGGAUGUUCCAAGGUGGAAACCAAGCCAAUAGCUGACAUAGCUGAGGAAUUAGGGGCUAGCAAGUUCGCUGAUUUAGUCAAGACUACUGGUCUUGAGAAGGAACUCGAAGGAAAUGUUACCAUCUUCCUUCCUUCUGAUCAAGCUGUUUCAGAGCAUCAUGAUGAUUUAGACUCCAUGAACCAAAUAUUGACAAAUGAAGUGCAAGUUAGUAAUUCACCUGUUCGUGAUGAAAAAGCACUCGUCCGUGCUCAUGUUGUUGAUGGCGUGUAUGAAGUUUCAGACAUGUAUGAUGAAAUGAUUCUGCAAACCAGAGACAAUUCAACUCUACGUAUCAACUUUCUUCCAAAUCGACCCAUCACAGUAAAUUGUAUUAAAAUGAAUGCUACAGACAGAUUAACAGAAAAAGGUGUUGUCCACAUUGUUGACUCUCUAAUCAAACCAGUUAAGGGUACCAUUGCGGAUAAACUUUCAGAACCGAAAUUUGCUAAGUUCAAGGAACUUCUUGAAAGUAGUGAUUUAUGGAAUAUCAUGUCUGGAGAUAAAGCUCUCACAGUUUUUGCUCUGGAGAAUGAAGCAGUUGAAAAAAUAGGAAGCAAAUAUAAAAUGUGCAUGAAAAAUGUCCUUGCGCAUCAUAUUCUGCCCCAUAGCCUUUGUUCCAUUGCUGCUGAUUCCAGCAAUUUAGCAACUGUUGACAUCACAAAGAGCUGGCUACCAUUCACCAAAAAGGAUGAUGUUAUAAUCAUUGGCAAUAAGACCAAGUUAAUAGAACUGGACUUUGUUGCUACCAAUGGCAUAGUGCACACUGCUGAUUCUUUUGUUGUGCCAUCUUCUGCUAGAUCAAUCUCAGAACUUCUUGAGCAAUCUAACCAUAAGGAAUGGCUAUCAGUUGUCCAAAAGUCAGGCCUUUUGGAUCGUUUGGAAACAACUGAAAAUGUGACCAUGUUUGUUCCAACUAAUGAAGCUGUAAAAGAAGUUAUAGAUAGUGACAUGAGCCAGGAAGACCUAGAAAAACUGGUCAAAUUCCAUAUUGCUAAAGAUCAAGAUGGCCACAGUAUUAGCACUUGGCUUGAUGGACAAAAUCUCACUUUUUCAGCUGAGAAAAAUCUUUUCCCUGGCCUCUUAGGUAUAAGCAGGUUUAUGUCUGUUCAGUGCACUCCAUUAACAAAAAUUGGAGGACGAGUUUGUAAUGGUGUUCUUCAUGAGACUGGAUCGGUCAUGAAGCCAGCAACAAAGACACCUAUGGAAUUUAUGGAAACCCAUGAUCAACUCAAAACAUUCAGAAAAGUUCUUGAGGGUACUAAGAUAGAAAGCGAACUGAAAGGAGGUACUAUUGGUUCAGCUUUUACUCUUCUUGCUCCUGUUGACUCUGCUUUUGAAGAUAUUGGACAGGAGUCAUUGGAUAGCCUCUUAAAUGACAAAACUCUUGCUGAUCAAGUGAUUAGGUCACACAUUCUUAAAGAGCCAAUCUGCUGCAAUAACGUUGCUGCAUCCUCUUGGCCAUUCCUACCUGUCUCUCAGAGCCUUUCCGGUCGAGUGAUCGAAGUUUACAAAAAAGGGAGUGUAGCUGUAUUUGGUCAAGUUCCCACUGUAAGUUGUGACCAUGUUGUAAAAGGAGCUAUUAUCCACCUUGUUGAUGGGAUUAGACUUACACGUCAAAGGCCAAGGGACAGAGAACUAAUCCUGAAGAAGCCAAAUUCUGAAAUUAUCUUGGCUGGAAUCUAA
This is a messenger RNA of Nezara viridula (southern green stink bug), 2256 nucleotides long. Lineage: Eukaryota; Metazoa; Arthropoda; Insecta; Hemiptera; Pentatomidae. The record is from the annotation of a GenBank genome assembly.